Messenger RNA from Theobroma cacao (cacao), 2023 nucleotides. RefSeq names its product zinc finger MYND domain protein. The record is from RefSeq and is a predicted model, not a curated record. NCBI's taxonomy places the organism in Eukaryota, Viridiplantae, Streptophyta, Magnoliopsida, Malvales, Malvaceae.
UUAAAAGCUCGUCUCGCCACGUUGCUGUAAAUCCCCGGGCAAGACGAAAAGGAUCCCCUUCCCCUCCUCAUCGUCAGCAAAACUAAUGUCAAUUUUAAAAAGCUGACCCAAAUUUUCCCCAACAACCCAAGCGGACCUUUCUCCCUCAAUAUCCAACUCCAAACCCUAAUGGCUACCAAAUUUUAGGGCAAAUUUUCAAUUCUCUCCCUAUCCCGAAUCGCAAUCCAAGCCCAAUUCACCCUUUCUUUCCUUCCCAUGUCUCGAUUCUGCCAUUGUUGUCUUCUAUCGUUAUUCUUCUGUGUUUUAGGGUUAGGGUUUGGCGUUGAUUUUGGUCAAGCUUUCAAAGUUCCCUUUAGGGUUAAAGAUGUCCUCCCGGUGCUUCCGCGCCAGAUAUCUUGGCCGGUGUUGAACAAUCUUCACACCCCCGUUGACUUGUUGCCCGCUUUCGUUGGAUCGGUUACCCCAAACAAUGGGUCAGUUGAGUGGAAAGGAGCUUGCUUUUACGGCAACGAGGCUCGUCUCGAGUUCACCAAAACCGAUCGCAACGAUUCGAGAUUGGGCGGUGGAGUUCUUUAUCUCACGACAUCUGAAGCACACAGCUGGACCUGUAUGGAUCUUUAUGUUUUUGCAACACCUUACAGGAUUACUUGGGAUUUCUACUUUUCAGCUCGAGAGCACACAUUGACAUUUGAUUCUUGGGAAGAACCUGCAGAGUUGGAAUAUAUAAAGCAGCACGGAAUCUCUGUAUUUCUAAUGCCAUCAGGAAUGCUUGGCACAUUGCUUUCUUUAGUAGAUGUAUUACCUCUGUUUUCUAAUACUGCUUGGGGUCAGAAUGCCAACCUUGCUUUUUUGAAAACGCACAUGGGUGCUUCGUUUGAAAAACGUCCUAAGCCAUGGCGUGCAGCAAUAAAUCCAGAAGAUGUGCAUUCUGGUGACUUUUUGGCAGUGUCAAAGAUCCGUGGUAGGUGGGGGGGAUUUGAGACACUAGAAAAAUGGGUGACUGGGGCGUUUGCUGGUCAUACUGCGGUCUGCUUGAAGGAUGAAAUGGGUAAUCUAUGGGUGGCUGAAUCAGGACAUGAAAAUGAAAAGGGUGAAGAAAUUAUAGUGGUUAUUCCAUGGGACGAAUGGUGGGAGCUGUCACUGAAAGACAGUUCUAAUCCGCAGAUAGCCUUGCUUCCUUUACAUCCAGAUGUGCGUGAAGAUUUCAACUCCACUGCAGCAUGGGAGUAUGCUCGGAGCAUGUCAGGCAAGCCAUAUGGUUAUCACAACAUGAUAUUUAGUUGGAUAGACACUGUAGCUGACAACUAUCCACCACCUCUUGAUGCUCACUUGGUCAUUUCUGUCAUGUCUAUGUGGACUAGGGUGCAGCCAGCAUAUGCUGCAAAUAUGUGGAAUGAAGCACUAAAUAAGCGGUUAGGGACUGAGGAUUUGGAUUUGUACGGCAUUUUAGAUGAGACUGAAAGGCGUGGCAUAGCCUUUGAUCAAUUACUCACCAUUCCAGAACAAGAUGAGUGGGUAUACAGUGAUGGGAAAUCAACAACAUGCGUUGCCUUUAUCCUUGAGAUGUAUAAAGAGGCUGGGGUCUUUGGUCCUAUUGCUAACUCUAUUCAAGUAACUGAAUUCACUAUUCGUGAUGCCUACAUGCUUAAGAUUUUUGAGAACAACCAGACACGCCUGCCGAGUUGGUGCAACUACAAGGAUGGCGGGUUUCCAUUCUGUCAGAUUCUUGGUGAGUAUUGGAUGGAAUUGCCACAUUAUAACACCUUAGAGCCAUAUGCCAAUAUGAAUGAGAAUUGCCCGUCCUUACCUCCAAUUUAUGAUAGGCCCACUAGAUGUUAGGUUUGAUAUCUCUCUGUUUGUUGCCUAGUGCUCCGUCGUUUAUUAAAUGCGAAGAUGCCUUGAUGGAAAAUUUACACAACUGUACAAGGACUAUAUAUAUAUCCUAUAUAAUCAAUGUCUGUAAAUAUUGUAUUCUAUUUUAGUAUAAUCUAGUUCAAUAAAAGUUUUCAUUCGUGAUUACUGA